Molecule: messenger RNA, 135 nt
Organism: Protopolystoma xenopodis
Lineage: Eukaryota; Metazoa; Platyhelminthes; Monogenea; Polystomatidea; Polystomatidae
Source: the annotation of a GenBank genome assembly
GAGGAGGAGGAGAAGCAAGAGGAAGAGGAAGAGAAGGAGGAGGAGGAGGAGAAGCAAGAGGAGGAGGAGGAAGAAGAGGAGGAGGAAGAGGAGGAGGAGGAUGAAGAGAAGGAGGAGGAGGAGGGGGAGGUUUAA